Molecule: messenger RNA, 834 nt
Organism: Homarus americanus (American lobster)
Lineage: Eukaryota; Metazoa; Arthropoda; Malacostraca; Decapoda; Nephropidae
Product: sodium/potassium-transporting ATPase subunit beta-like
Exons: 1
Coding region: 1-834 (277 amino acids)
Biological process (GO): sodium ion export across plasma membrane; intracellular sodium ion homeostasis; potassium ion import across plasma membrane
Cellular component (GO): sodium:potassium-exchanging ATPase complex
Molecular function (GO): ATPase activator activity
Source: RefSeq, a predicted model, not a curated record
AUGUCUAGAAAUAUGAUAACAGUACCAAGUGAAAUUGCAAGGAAAAGUUAUCUAUACCUUAAAGAGAAAAUAUCUUCAAACAAAAAAGCAACAAUUGUAAUAAUUGGUGGUUAUUUCAUAGUUGUGUGUCUAAUAGCGGUGGUGGUGACUUUUGUAACAUGUAACUCUGCUGUGACAGCAAAGAAAGAGGGUUUGUUUGUCAUUCCUUCAGGAAAUAUAAAGUUUAAUCCUAAUCAGAAGAGUACGUAUGAAGAGGAAAUAUCUUCUCUAAAUCAAUUUUUUAUAGACUACUACAAUGCUACCAAAGCUGAUGAUACACAGGUGAUUAGAUGUCCCCUAGGAUUUGAACCAAAUGCUACACAAGUCUGUAUUUUGCCAGAGCAAUACUUACAACUUGAUUGUAAUCCAGAAAAUGUUUGGAACUACAACACAACAGCUCCUUGCAUCAUAUUGUCUUACAAUGGGACAACUAAAUUUGAUCCUUACGAUGACAUUGAGGAAUUACCCAGCCAGAUGCCCGAUAUACUUAAAGAACAAAUUAAAGAGUUCGGGUACUUCUAUAAUAAUACCAUGCUAGAGGUUAUAUGGGUGUCUUGCACAUCCGGAAUAAUUUACUCCUACAAUCUUGGUUUCCCCAAAUACUUCUUCUCCAAUACAAACCUACCAGGCUAUCGGAAACCUAUAGUUGUAUUGCAGCUGAAUCUUGGCAAUGAAAUUAACACCAUAGUUGAAAUUACUUGCAAUAUGUGGGCCAAGGGUAUUGACAACGAGAAAAACUCUGAAACAUCAGUCAAAUUCACUGUAACCGUGGGAAAAAAUUACCAAGAAAUUUAA